Rhipicephalus microplus (southern cattle tick) is the source of this 4637-nucleotide messenger RNA. Its product is annotated as transcription factor kayak-like. Gene Ontology annotation, molecular function: RNA polymerase II cis-regulatory region sequence-specific DNA binding; DNA-binding transcription factor activity, RNA polymerase II-specific. Gene Ontology annotation, cellular component: nucleus. The record is from RefSeq and is a predicted model, not a curated record. Gene Ontology annotation, biological process: regulation of transcription by RNA polymerase II. Lineage: Eukaryota; Metazoa; Arthropoda; Arachnida; Ixodida; Ixodidae.
UGUAUGCUCUUCCGUGCGUCGAGAUGCUUACGUGCGGCAUGAACGGGUCGUGGCCCACCUCAUCUGUGGAGUUCAUGGAAGACGACGAGUUGCUCUUCUACGGCGACGGAUACUCGAAGAACGAUUAUCCGAGCGGCGGCGGCCACGACACUCCUAGUGUCGUGAUUGACAGGAUCAACUAUUCCUCCUUUUCGGGUGUCACUGGGAUCCCCACGCGCACGACUGCCACACUAACUCCUACCACCCUGAAGAACAUAGAGGAGACGUUCCUGGAGUACCAGAGGUUCCCCCCGGCACCAGUGGAGCAUGUACACCAGGCCGGCUUUGUGCCUCCCGUAGUCAACAUUGCUCCGUACCAGCAGCAGCAACAGGCUUCCCCUUUCUGGUCACAGCAGCAGCAGCCCGGGAUGGUGGCGAUCAAGCAGGAGGUGGACGACGACUGGCUUCCCCCCAGCACUACCCCAGCAGCAGCUGGAGCAGCAAAUGCAGCAAUUUCUCGGGAGAUUAACAACGCACCCACACCAUCCCCACCGCUGCCUCCCAAGCCAGCCCGCACCGGUGGGGGCAGGAGGCCCAACAGGAAUGAAAAGCUCAGCCCUGAAGAGGAAGAGCGACGACGGAUCAGGAGGGAGCGAAACAAAUUGGCAGCAGCACGUUGUCGGAAGCGGCGGAUGGACCACACAAACAGCCUCAUAAAGGAAACGGAAGAACUCGAAGAAGCCAAGAACAAACUUCAACAAGAGAUGGCUGCUCUGCGAAGCGAAAAGGAGAACCUAGAGUUCCUCCUCGAAGCCCACAAGGCAAGCUGCAAGAUUCCGCAUGUGAAGUGCGCUACCACCACCGCUUCGACAAUGAGCACACUCCCGCAGCAGCGCCCUCAGCAUCUUCCCAUCGUCACCUCUGCCGAUUCGGGCCACGUCCGCAACAACCACAAGCUGCCAAAUGCUCCCAGCCGAGCCCCCAAGUUCUCGCGGCCCAACUCGCUCGCGGUUACCUCAGUGUUUACAAACUCGGUUGGGGGCAAUGCCCUGAACAACGGCAGCAGUGUUCCGGCGUCGUGUCCCUCACUGUUGACCGAAGUCGCCGGUGUGCCAAUCCAGACCCCUUCGGACGGCAUUUUCAGUUUUGACUCCAUCGUCGAAGGCACCGGGGCUACGCCCACUGGAACGACGCCGCUCACGUUCUCAGCCAGUGACUGUGCCGGACAGCAACGCAACAGUAAUGGGGACCUGUCCAGCCCCGAAACCAUGAACCCCCCCAAACUGGUGUCGCUCUGACCCCAACAGCAUUAAGCACUGUGCGUCUCUGGGAGAGUUGUGACCUAGCUUCUCGUUGUGGCAGUGUGGCACCACUGGUUCUCUCUCUCCAAGUGAUUUCGCCCAGAACUGGUCAUGGUGCAACAUGUGCCGUGCGCGCAACAUUGUCAUUCUCGCAUGCUGGGACGUGUUGUCCUCUAUGUUCAUUUGCUACGAGCAGGACACGUUUGAUGUGAUGCACCUAUGGGGAACUGGCUGCUCUGUUUGAUUUCUUCUCUAGGCACUUAACGAUGACAGUGUUUAUUGCCUUCAUUUGUACCAGAUUAAAAAAAGUAUUGCUGGCUCCCGGAGCAUAACUUGCUGCUGCAUUUCUCGGCAACAGAAGAUUGCCUCGCUGUCACACACUGCCUGUGCCUUAAAAAGCAGUUUCCGCCUUUAUUUCUUUUGUCAGCCUGAAGUGAUUUCUAUCUUUGAGGUUGCUUACUGAGAUUGUAUCUUGCGUAUAAUUAACUGUUUCUUUCCAUGCCUGAGUGACAUUACAGACUUCCAACCGAGAAUUUUUUUUCUGUGCAAUGUUUCAUUUGGAGAUGUGUGUAUAUUCUGAACCUUUUUACAGUACGGAGUCAAUUGCUCACUUCACUGUCCAAGCCUUUCUGGAUCAUCAAAUUCUCUCUGCCAAUACAGUUCCGCACCAUAUGCAAGAGUGUCAAGUACAGGGCUGCGUGCACACAUGCCACACUCUCUCAAGCAUAGAUUGUUUUUCGGUGCUUUGCCGUGGCAUUUUGCCAGCACCUUCGAACAUUGCUUCCUCAUAGAGCGGUUAGUUCCCUUGUGCUAGCCUGUGGGGCAGUAUAAUUCUCAGCAGAUUUUUUGAAAUGUUUGUUGGCAGUGCAUUGUUAGACCAAGCUGUUGCUGUAAAAGGGAGUCUGUACAGUUGCUCCAGUCAAACACCAUUCCUCAAGUGUCGUAUGUUGGCACAGGUCACCCUGAGUUGGACUGGUUGUGAAGUUUGGGGAUUGGGGUACACUCAAACCUCAAUAUAAUGAAUCUGGAUAUAACGAAAUUUUGAUUAUAAUGAAGUAGUCUCAGUAGAUUUAGUGUUGAGAAUAAACCUUUAUAACGAAUUUUGGGAUACAACAAAGUUAUUUUUAUGUAAUAUGCAAGUUUGUUAUACUGACGUUCGAGUGUACUACGAGUUUCAAACAGCUGUGGAGUUCAAGUGUGAUUAUUUUUUCGAAGCCAUUUAGGAACUGUACGCUAGGCUGCAAGUUUUGAAUUUGCUCAACAAGUGUAUUCUUGUCGUCCCCUCAAAUGUGCCAUGCUAGAGUGGUCUCGUCACUGUUGGGUUUCGGAAGAUAAUCUCAUUUUUGGCAUGUUAUGAAGGCUGCUUCCAGUUUGUCAGUUGCUUGUAGCAUGCUUGGGCAGUUACAGCUGAACUACAGUAGUAGUAUUCUGCAACAAUGCGAAGAGUUGCCAACAAGUUUUGAGCUGUAGCUAAGGACAUUGGGCGUCGAAAGUUUAUGGGCAUUGACAUUGGUACCAUUUGGUAGGGCUUGCUCUGACUGCGCAGACUAAACGUCGGCUGCUGUGCACAUGUCGACACUGUUUCGACGCUAUGCAAAAAUGAAAAAGAUGUGCACGCUUUUGUCUUUCACUAUUUCAACUUCGACUGUGAGAGAAUGCAGGAGAACGUAGUGCGGCUGCUACCUGAAAUGAAUGAAUAUGAGAAGGUUUUAUUCGUAAAGCCUAUGAAAGAAGGUUGUUAGCAAUGGAAAAAAACAAGGUUUCCAGAUAAUAUCGCGAGUCGCGCCAGCAGCUGUAGUCUCGGCAUGGCAUGUGCGAGUGUUGCGUCCAAUGCAUAAUGCCAAAACAUAUUCACAUAAUCGCAGCCACAGGUUGAGCAUUUCGAAUCAUUUGUGCGAUGCGAUGUGAUUCUAUCGCCAAGCACCUAGUCUUGUUUUUAGUGCAGUUCAUUGUGCGAGUGAAUGGGUGUGUACUCAUCACCAUUUCACAUUUGUGAAUGCAAGCAAUUGAAUAUUUUUAGAUGAGCACGAUUCUCAACAUCGGUAGGGAAACCUGUCUAACGUGGAUGCAAUAAAAAAGUAAGCUGUGUAAAACCAAUUGAGUGUCUGGUACGAUAGGUCACCUAAUGAAAUGUUUCCCGUGAAGUUCUGGUGCAAGCCAACUGAGGCCACAUGUUGCACUGAUUAGGCAACCAGAAAGCGAUUGUCUAUGUUAAACAGGUUUCGUUGUACUUAACAUUUCUUGAGAACAUUGCGCUUCUUUGUUUACUUAUACUAGCAUAUGUGAUGAAUGAGAUCCAUUGUACGAGCAUCUGUGAGUGCAUGUGAUGACUGGGUUUCCAGGGACUGAUCUUCAGGGGGGGACGGGGGGGGGGGGGAUAGGGAUUAAUUUUAUUGUGGUGUCAUAUUACUGGCUUUUAAGUGCAUUAUUGUUUCAUGCGAUAUCAUGUGCAUUUCUGCUCGCGCAGUGGGUGCUGCAAGCGGUUCUGUUUCUACACGACACCCCCGUGAAUCUCGUAAAGUGUUGAGUAUCCGGCCAUGUUGGUGGCCCAGUCUGUCGAGGUGUUUCUUAAGAUUGUACGCAGCUUGUAUGCAUAAUGGAGGUUGCCUAUGCAUGCAUUCUUGCAUGUGUGUUACGCCCAUGAAUGAAGAUUAUAGCAGCAAAUCCUUGGACUUGCAUGCUUACAUAGCCAAUGCAAGUACCAUUCGUCUAAAAGUGCCAGAUGCUUGUGCAUGGUCGUAUAGUCUAUAUUUUCUAUACAAAACUUAUAUUAAUGAUUACAAUAAUAUAUUAUAACAUGUAUAGCUAUUUUAGAUGACACAGCAAUAAUGUCGUUUUAUAACUGCACAACAGCGAAUGUGAUGCGUGUUUGUAGUUCUCCGUCACUGCAGAACACAAUGCUCACAACUCUCAAAUUAUGCACUUUGGUGAGAAUGUUGAUGAAGGUGUGUUUCGCCUGCUUGUAUCUGCAGCUCUGAUUGUACCAAAGACUGCUUGUGCCGACCGGAACCAUUCAUUUGCCUUUUGUUUUGUUUGAGUUGUUACAUCCGGAGUCAUUCACUCCGCUGUGUUUUAGUUAGUUUUUUGUUAUAGGUUAUUUAUUAGCCCCAGAACUGAUGUUCUCGGCUGCCUUGUUUCUUUCGUUGAGCUUAGACUUUUUUUUUCAUGGUUCUGAAAUGGCACACAGCAAUGGAGUGUUUGAGGAUCAUGUUCUGCCAUACAUUUUAUUGUUUUAGUUACAUAUUGUCUUUCAUGUUGCAUUUAAAAGUGAAGAGAUUCAUGGUGUGUGUGUGUGUGUGCCCGCUUUAUCGCUUAUAAAGCCGAAAUAAAAAAUGUUUCAUAUUUUUAUACCUGCAA